Actinia tenebrosa (Australian red waratah sea anemone) is the source of this 2806-nucleotide messenger RNA. RefSeq names its product disheveled-associated activator of morphogenesis 1-A. NCBI's taxonomy places the organism in Eukaryota, Metazoa, Cnidaria, Anthozoa, Actiniaria, Actiniidae. Gene Ontology annotation, biological process: actin cytoskeleton organization. Gene Ontology annotation, molecular function: actin binding; small GTPase binding. The record is from RefSeq and is a predicted model, not a curated record.
AAAGAUCCCAAAGACGUAACAGAUAACAAGCCAAAAGAACUCUCACUGAUUGAUAAUCGCCGAGCACAGAACUGUGGAAUAUUAUUAUCAAAACUAAAGAUGACAGACGAAGAGAUCACGAAUGCUAUUUUAAGUAUGGACGAGAAAGAUGAAUUAUCAAAAGAUAUGGUAGAACAGUUAUUAAAGUAUGUCCCAACACCAGCGGAAAAGAAUUUAUUGAAUGAACACAACAAAAACCAGGACCAGUUUGCCAGAGCAGACAAAUUCCUGUAUGAUAUGAGUCGGAUUGUUCAUUACGAACAGAGGCUCAAGUCCUUAUGUUAUAAAAAAAGAUUCGCUGAAAGAAUGGGAGAUGUCAAGCCAAAAGUACAAGCUGUGAUAUCUGCCUGUAAGGAGCUGCAUCGAAGCAAAAGGCUAAGAAUUCUUCUAGAAGUUGUGUUGGCCUUUGGUAACUAUAUGAAUCGAGGAGCUAGAGGCAAUGCAGCAGGUUUCAAACUCAAUAGUCUUAAUAAUAUAAUAGAUACCAAGUCAAGCGCCAAUUCCAAAAUUACCCUUCUUAACUAUCUUGUCAGCGUUUUAGAAAAAUCGUAUCCAGACGUACUCAAAUUAGAACAAGAUCUUCCACAUGUUCGAACAGCGGCAAAAGCCAACCUAAAUGAUCUCGAAUCUGAAAUUACCUCGAUCAAAAAGGAACUAAAGGAGCUAGAAAAGGAGCUUGAAUUCCAGACUCGAAAGAGAGAGAAAACAGCUGGGGACAAGUUCAUCGAAUCCAUGAGUUCUUUCGUCAAAGUAGCUCAGUUUUCCUGCACGGAACUCACAGACGCAUGGGACGAGUUGAAGCAAAAGUAUCAGAAGAUAGUCAAAUUGUUCGGUGAAGAUCCCAAAUCAGUACAAUCAGAUAAAUUCUUUGGUAUAUUUACUUCUUUUUUGGUUUCUUUUGCGGAAGCGAAGAAUCAAAAUGAGGAGAUUAAGAAGAAACGAGAAGCAGAAGAGAGGAAAGCCAAAGCAAUGGUUGAGCAAAAGGAAAAAGACAGACAAAAGUCAGCAGCCCGAAAGUUGAUGACAGGGAGCGAUAAAAGUAAAGACAAGAAGAUGGCAAGUGGCAAAGGAGAUAACAGAGGAGAAUUUGACGACUUGAUCUCUGCCCUGAGGACCGGUGACGUUUUUGGAGAUGAGAUGAGUAAGAUGAAGGGCAGACGGAGAACAGCCGGUCCGAAAUCAACUCGUAAAAACGAAACAAAAAAUGAAAGAGAGCGACUAAAUUAAAUAAUGCCAACACUUGGAAAACCUUUCCAAUGUUUCUAAAAAAUCGAAAGCAAUCAAAGCCAGUCAGUGUCCGUGUAAAAAUAUGUUAAACUGACAAAUGCUAAAAAAAGCCAUUCGUGAUAUACCUAAGCAAUCAUUGGGCAAAAUUACAGGAAGGACAUCUUCAAUCGUAAAAAAAGCAUAACGAGAAUUUUAGAAAAUACAACCGCUCAUAAAAAAAUACUUUUUGUUUUUUAAAAAACAGUCAAAUGUAUUUGAAAUGUAUAUACCCACCAUAAUAUAUACAUCAAGCAUCGUAUACCAUCCGUAAUUGCCCUUCAAGCCCUUACAGGGUCGAUGUCGACUUCCGCAUAGCUUUGAUAAUUUUCGGGCAAGGUUUUAAUGCUAAGAAGUUGUAGAGGUAGAGAGGUAGUGUUAAGGCGAAGCUAGGCGGCAAUACAGUCCACCCUAUAGUACUGUACCAUAUCUAUCGAGUAUUCGUUCCUAUUCUAUUGCGUCGUGGAUGGAUUCUUGCUCACAUUAGCCAUUUCGAGGGGGAAAUGGGUCGAGCUUGCAUUGCAAUGCAUUAUGGUAUUGUUUUUGAGUACAGUCUCAGGUCCCUAAGACAAUCCCACAAUGUACUGCAAUACCAACUCUACCCACUUUUUACUUCGACCUCUGAAUGACUAUGCAGAGGGUCUGAACCACGUUUGUCAAAGGCCUAGUCUCCCCCAAUUCAUUCGUAAAGGGGUUGUAUUAACUAUACAUCUAUUUCAAAAAUCUCUGGUGAAAGUUUUAUUGCAUCUUGCGUGCUGCAUCUUGCUUGUUGCUUACCAAUGUUGGACUGGGUUGUGGCCAUAUGCAAUUUAUGUCAACAGAAUAAAAUAUACCGGGAAAAUGUGCAGACAAUAUUUAGGAAAGUUAUAUAUCGUGAGCUUUCGCUGAUGGCAUUCACAAAGUUCACAGUGCAUUUCGGGUUUGGUAUGCAACCUGCAACUAAACCUUUGCCGACUUCUUUUGAAAUAGCUGUAUACACUCGACCUGCGUAGCGGCGAGGGACUGUCUUGUAGUCUGAGGGAAAGUGAAUAAUGUUUUAAAGGGCGAUGUUACUAAAUUUAAGCAUGGGAACCAAUGUUUUCCCGUAAAAAUAUAAAAGAAAAAAUAUUUGGUUUAGUGAAGAGCCACUGUAGUAAUAUUGAGUUUUAAUGGGCUGUUUUCAAGAGAGAGAGAGAGUAAAAGAGUUGAAGGAAUAGCGACAUUUUCUUGUUUGUUUUUGUGGGUUUUUCAGUCUUGUGUUUUUGUUUUGUUUGUACGUUUGCGCUCUUGUAUAGUGAUUAUUUAAGUUAUAAAAUGUGACACAGUGCUGUAGUUUAAGGUAGCAGUCUCCAGAAUUUUUUGAGAUUUUGACAUGUCGGGGACUGAGCUGGUUCAGUGUUGGUAAAUAACACUUGAUUAAAGAAAAUAGUGAUUUUACUUGGCUCAAGAAAAAAUAGAGCGGUUUUAGUAUGAGUAGAUAACUACAGUACUGACAAACGGCACAUUAAAAUGAUUUCCCAUUGUC